This is a messenger RNA of Necator americanus (New World hookworm), 444 nucleotides long. RefSeq lists its product as uncharacterized. The coding region runs from base 1 to 444 and encodes 147 amino acids. The transcript has a single exon. NCBI's taxonomy places the organism in Eukaryota, Metazoa, Nematoda, Chromadorea, Rhabditida, Ancylostomatidae. The record is from RefSeq and is a predicted model, not a curated record.
AUGAGUACAACAGCAAUUAUCAGCGGUGUAGCAGGUAUAACCGCCAUUAGUGCCGUGUCUGAAGCUCAGGGACUACCAGGCGCGCCUGGGCCUCCUGGAGAUGCUGGAGCGCCCGGAAGGCCAGGAGCAGUAGGACCGCCGGGUGAGCCAGGCGCGCCUGGACAAUGCGACAGAGGACUGCCUGGACCUCCGGGACCUCCUGGACCGAUGGGACCACUUGGAGCACCUGGAGCAAAUAGCGCAUCUGAUGCUGUUGCAAUCCCUGGUCCACCUGGACCUCCAGGAUCACCCGGAAGACAAGGAAAACCAGAUAUGGAUGGCCACCCGGGAACUGCAGGAGGUAUGGGCUCCAUUGGAGGAGACGCCAUGUACUGUCCAUGCCCGCAGCGAACGAUAAAAAUGAAACGAAUGGCUACACGAUAUGUGAAAUACCGUUCAUCAUAG